AUGGCUCCCAAAGGCGGUCCCGGCGGGCGGCAGCAGUCGGAGGAGGAUUUGCUGCUGCAGGACUUCAGCCGAAACCUCUCGGCCAAAUCCUCGGCGCUCUUCUUCGGCAAUGCCUUCAUCGUCUCCGCCAUCCCUAUCUGGCUUUACUGGAGGAUAUGGCACAUGGAUCUUGUUCAGUCUGCAGUCCUGUACAGUGUAAUGACCCUCAUCAGUACCUACCUGGUAGCUUUUGCCUAUAAGAAUGUCAAGUUUGUUCUCAAACACAAAGUAGCACAGAAAAGAGAAGAUGCUGUUUCCAAAGAAGUCACUCGCAAGCUGUCUGAGGCAGACAACAGGAAGAUGUCUCGGAAGGAGAAGGAUGAAAGGAUUCUGUGGAAGAAAAAUGAAGUUGCAGACUAUGAAGCAACAACUUUCUCCAUCUUCUACAACAACACUCUCUUCCUGGUCUUGGUCAUCAUUGCUUCCUUCUUUGUGCUGAAGAACUUCAACCCCACUGUCAACUACAUCCUGUCCAUCAGUGCUUCAUCUGGCCUGAUUGCUCUGCUGUCUACAGGAUCCAAGUAGACCCCAAACCCCACAGCAGUUUAGUUCUGCCAUCCCAAAAUGGAGGAGGAGCACACAUUUAUUGGGGUUUUUUGUUUUUUUUUUUUUUAAUACAGUCUGGAUGCUUGAGGGUGUGGGAGGGAAGGUUUGGCUCCAAAAGGACUGAGUUGCAGCCACAUUUGGUGUCAGCCCAUAAUUCAAUUAAGAAUGGUUAGGUUGUGCUUAACAGUGGGAGGGAAAAGCCUAGGGAGCAGUUACCAAACCUCAUUUAGAAGCACCACAGAGGUGUGGUGGUACCACAGACCAGCACAAGUGGUUCUGCUCCAACUCUUGUCCCUCCUGUCAGGCUGGGGACUGAGCCUAAGUCCCUCAGCAUGAAGUGACAAAUCCACCAUUUCUGGUUGUAACUUGGAAAGUUUUAAUA
This is a messenger RNA of Indicator indicator, 967 nucleotides long. It is a transcript of the gene SSR3, whose product is annotated as signal sequence receptor subunit 3. Bases 1 to 564 code for a protein of 187 amino acids. The record is from RefSeq and is a predicted model, not a curated record. Gene Ontology annotation, cellular component: membrane; endoplasmic reticulum. Gene Ontology annotation, biological process: SRP-dependent cotranslational protein targeting to membrane. NCBI's taxonomy places the organism in Eukaryota, Metazoa, Chordata, Aves, Piciformes, Indicatoridae. The transcript has 5 exons.